Exophiala dermatitidis NIH/UT8656 is the source of this 1914-nucleotide messenger RNA. RefSeq lists its product as uncharacterized. NCBI's taxonomy places the organism in Eukaryota, Fungi, Ascomycota, Eurotiomycetes, Chaetothyriales, Herpotrichiellaceae. Bases 1 to 1914 code for a protein of 637 amino acids. The transcript has a single exon. The record is from RefSeq and is a predicted model, not a curated record.
AUGACCACGCACAUACCUGCCGCUGGCCAGUCGUCGAGCCCCGUCGACUCGGCCGAGGCCAAGGAGAAGGAUACGGUUAACAAAGGGGUGUCCUCGCGACGGUUGAAGAAACGCGAAAUAGACCGACGAUGCCAGCGUCAAGCUCGAGAACGCACAAAGUCCCGCAUCGCCUACCUCGAGGGCCUCGUGGAGGAUUUUCGCCGCCAGGAUUCGAGCGGGCAAGUGGCCACGCUGAUGAAGCAGUUGCAAGAUGUCGAAACCGAGCGAGACCUGAUGGCAAAGACAUUAAAAGACAUUCAAAAAGCUAUGGAUAUACACAAGCCAACGUCGGCUUCGGAGGAUCAGACACAUGGUGCGAACACCAAAAAGUCGCAGACGCCACUUGAAGACCUCAACGUCGAGCGGAAACGUAGCAUCACUUCCCUCUCCGAUGACACUCCCAUUCGCUUGAAGUCCGAAGCUGUCGAGAUUCCUUCCGAAAUAAGUGCCGCUCGCAGUUUCGAGCUUGUCCACUAUUCGCCUCCACCAAAUCACCCUUUGCCGGCACCGGAGAAACUGUUUGCGCCCGAAGUUGUCCGCUUGGAUAGCACCAACAACCCGCAGUCGAUCCCUAAAGCUGUCGUGCAGUCAAAGGCUGCCAUCCAUCCGAAUCUCGCCCCUCUGCGGUAUCAAGACAAUUGGGCCGCACCUCGACAUACGUGUUCCUGCCACAGCUGUUACGAUGGCUCGCGUCCAUCAGGUCGUCGUCCCGUCUACCAAGGAAAUUACUGGAAAUUCGCCAACGAGGUGCUGAGUGAGCGAUUCGACUGGAGUAAUGUCCAGGCUGCCCCGCCAGAAAUCGAGGAAGACGUGCCGAUUCGUGCCUUGAUCGAGGGCUGGGAUGCGGUCGCCCGCAGAGGCCCUCUACACCCUACGUGGCAGCUCUUGCGACAGAUUGACCAGACCUUGUUCGGCACAUGCCCCAAGACUGAACGGCUGGCUAUAAUGAGAGCCAUGCAUUUGCUCCUUCAGUUCCACACAGAGUCCACCGCCGAGCGGUACGAACGUCUACCGCCGUGGUAUAUGCGACGGCCUUCACAGAAUUUGGCGCAUUCGUACGCGAUCGACUAUUUUGCCUGGCCGGGUUUGCGCGAACGGUUCAUCUUCAACGAGCAUGACUACUGUGGAAACGAUUUUUGGUAUUUGUUCUGCAAGAGUUUGAGGAUUCAAUGGCCGUAUGAAUUCCGUGAUUGCUACACCCGCGAGACCAGCACAGGCUUGUAUAAGAUGUCUCCCAUGUUCGAACAGCGAUUAGUCGAUAUCAGAUGUUGGACCAUGGGACCAGACAUCUUCAGACGCUUUCCGGAGUUUUCCAGCGACAUUCCCUCUGUCGACAUGGUCCCACCAUUGCUGAGUCCGAGUACAAGUCCCGCACCGAGGAAACGGAUUCGUUUGUCUGCUUCGCCAAAGGUGGUCCAGACUGAGAGGACAUACGAGAAGGAAAAGGUUAUUACGAUUGAAGACGACGAGCCAGUCGAGCAAUCAUCGAGUGCUACCAAUCCCCGCUCGGAUAGCACUGUUUCAGUACACGUUCAAGGAUACCAGUAUUCGCAUUCCAUCCAGCCGCAAAGCCACCAGUGCCAUCACCCGCCCGGAGCGCCUGGUCUACCCAUGCGUAGGCAGCAUAAUAUGCACGGCCAUGCCGUACCUCGACCGCAAGAGAUGCAUGUCCCGGGCUCACAUCAACACCACAUGCCGCACAACCAGGGCAUGUUUCGUCCACAUGACCCCACUCAACACAUGUAUAAUAUCUCGGAUUUCAAUCCUAUGAUGGUUCUCGACACAUAUGCCUAUGGAGCCAACAUUGGCGAGGCCGAUUUCGCCAAUGUUUACCAACCCGAAGCUGUUGAGAGUUAUCCCAACGCCAUCUACUGA